Oncorhynchus kisutch (coho salmon) is the source of this 3696-nucleotide messenger RNA. It is a transcript of the gene sxph, whose product is annotated as saxiphilin. Gene Ontology annotation, cellular component: plasma membrane; early endosome; recycling endosome. The record is from RefSeq and is a predicted model, not a curated record. NCBI's taxonomy places the organism in Eukaryota, Metazoa, Chordata, Actinopteri, Salmoniformes, Salmonidae. The coding region runs from base 283 to 2481 and encodes 732 amino acids. The transcript is spliced from 17 exons. Gene Ontology annotation, biological process: iron ion transport.
ACGCGUAAAAGUGCUUGGAUGCCAGUCGUCCGCGUGACGUUACAUGGAAAUAUUUUCCAGAUGCGCGCAGAGCAGUGGCGCAGAAUCCCCUAUUUUUGGCUAUUUCGGAAGUUCUACGCUUGCACAAUAGUUAGAUUUCUUUAGGUCGCCUGUAGUAAUAAGAAAUCAUGUUGAAUUAUGAAGACGGAUUUCAGGACGAAUUGGAAGGGGUCCGCCAACCUCGCUGCGUAAAGUAAACUGCGUUUGGUUUGUUCAGCUCUUCAGUCCUUUUCAGAGACCAAAAUGAGGGCAAUGCAUGCCAUUCUAAUAAUUUUCAUCUGCCUUCACUAUAGUUGGGGUAAGAAGAUGCGCUGGUGCACGGUGUCUGAGCAGGAGCAGAAGAAGUGUGCUGAGCUGGCCAAGGCCCUGGUGGCAGUGUUGCCUCCUGCUGCUGUGGCAGCAUUCGCAAGGCUCUCCUGUGUCCUUGCCUACAGCACCACCGACUGCAUCAACAAGAUCAGGGCUAACCGUGCUGACAUAGUAACAUUGGAUGCAGGGGAAGUCUACACUGCAGUGAAGCAGUUUGGCCUCACUGCCAUUGCCAAGGAGAUCUACAGUGACGGAGGCUGUAUUCUGUCGGUGGCGGUGGUGAGGAACCGCACCCUGGACGUGCGCUCCCUGCAGGGCCAGAGAAGCUGUCAUACUGGGGCCCGCUGGACGGCAGGCUGGAGUCUACCCUUGGGCUUCCUGCUGUCCCGCAACUACCUGACCUGGGCAGAGGAGCAGCCACUCAGUCAGGCGGUCAGUGCCUUCUUCAAUGCCAGUUGUGUUCCUGGGGCGGCGGCCAUAGCACCCGUCCUGUGUACCCUGUGUCAGGGUCAGAAGUCCUACAUCGCCCAGCGCAACUUCCACUGUGAGACGGCACAUGGCGAACCCUUCUACAACAGCCAGGGGGCGCUCAGGUGUCUCAAGACUGGGGCAGGGGAUGUUGCUUUUGUGGACCAUACAGCCCUGGAGGGCAUUGAAGAGAGUGAGAGGGAGGAUUACCAACUGCUGUGUACUGAUGGUACCCGUGCGCCACUAAGCCACUAUGGGAGCUGCAACCUGGGAAGGGGACCAGGACAGGGCAUGGUCACUCGACUCAGUGUUCGUAAGAUCGCACGCAAGUUCCUGGCGGCAGCACAGAUGGCGUUUGGCCGGCGGGGUCGAGAGAGGCAACGUUUCCAGCUCUUUAACUCUGCUCCGUUCGGCGCCGCUGAUCUGCUCUUCAAGGAUGUCACAGAGAAGCUGUCCAUUCUAGAGGAUAACAAGGACAUCAGUCAGGUGCUGGGGCUGGACUAUGUGGCUCUCCUCAAAGGCCUUGGACAUGAAGGAAGCUCAUUGGAGGACAGUGUUGUGCGUUGGUGCUGCAUUAGCCAUGCAGAACAGAAGAAAUGUGAGCAGUGGGCUCUCAGCAUUAAGUCAGACCCAUUGGUGUGUGUUAGAGCCAUCUCCAUGAGCGACUGUGUCGAGAAGAUUAAGAGAGAUGAGGUGGAUGCGGUCUCGCUGGACGCCACACACGCAUUCAUCGCUGGGAAAUGUGGCCUUGUCCCCGUGGUAACAGAGUAUUAUGGGAAGACGUGCGUACCGGCUGAGGGAGAAGCUGAAAAAGCAAGCCAUUUAGAGACGGAUGUGUUGCCGUCCGUCGUUGGUGUGGCGGUCGUGAAGCGCUCCACCAGGGGUGUGUUCUUUGGGAACUUUGGGGGCAGGCGCUCCUGCCACGGCCACAUGUACAGCCCUGCAGGCUGGCUUCUGCCCUUUAGACACACCCUCAGCCUGGAACACAACAACACCUCUCCCUGCGAACCAAACCAAGUGUACAACGAGGUGUUCUGGAAGGGCUGUCUCCCUGGUUCUCAGGGAAACCUCUGUAAAGUGUGUAUGGGGGGCACUGGGGAGGCUGCCACCAAACGCUGUGCAGACAACCACAACGAGCGUUACUACGGCAACAUGGGGGCUUUGAGGUGCCUGGUAGGAGAUGCCAGUGGGAAGAGCUAUGGAGAUGUGGCCUUUGUUGAGCAGCACAAUCUAGAGAGCAACAUCCUCAGUCUGAGCCCCAGUGGGUGGGCGGAUGGGUGGCUGUCCUGGGACUUUGAGCUUUUGUGUGGGGAUGGCCGGCGGGAACCUUUAUCUGAAUGGGAGAACUGUAACCUAGGAUCCAUCCCACCCAACAUCAUCAUGACAAGACCUGUGCUCACUUCUCGCGUCUACGACUUCCUCAUGAAGUCACAGGAGACUCUGGCAUCCAACCCAGACACAGAAUUCCGUCUGUUUCAGUCCCAGCAGUAUGGAGAGAGUGAUCUGCUGUUUAAAGACACCACUCAGUGCCUCAUCCACACCAGUCACCUGGACUACCGCACCAUACUUGGAGAUGAGUUCUACAGACUAGCAGAGACUGUCUUCAACUGCACACACUCAGACAUCUUGGAAUUUUGCAACCAGGACGUGUGCAGCAUAUUUUGAGCAACAGAGAGAAGAGAAAUCACAUGUUUCACAUUGACCUAUUGUGGAGGCCCAAACCAAAAUGCCAAAAUGUUUGCCAAAAUGUAAUAUUGUUUCUUGCUUCUUGUAAUUCCUCAGUCCACACCCACCUGAAUGUUAAAAAUAUAUAUAGAAUUGUCAGAUACAUUUCAAUGAAAGCUUCUGUUUCUUUUCAGCAAUAUGUCAUUUUUCAAACUUUUGGUAAUGUGCGCAGGGGUUCCAAAAGUAGGGUCUGUAGCAAAAUCUUUAAAUAUUAAAACAAAUAUUUUUUAUUUUUUGAAAAAUUACUAGCAACAACAAAUUAAAGGAUUUUGGACAAGGGAUCCGUGGAAAAAGUUGAAGUUACAAUACAAUGUCAUGUUCUUAGCCCUUAUAUGCACAACAUGGGCCUGUGAGGCUCACAGAUUGGUCUAAACAAUAUUCCAUCAAUGAUCUUGUUCAACAGAAUUCUUCUUCUAUUCCCCCAAAAUUUGGUUUUGAACACAGUGCAUUAUUUUAAUAUUGCAAAAUGUGUAGAAUUGCAAGAAAUUAGCUUUAAAACGGAAUGGUAUUGCCAAGGUCUGGACAUGCACUGUUUUAGUCAACGUAAAACUAUUUGUAUGCUAUUUUUAAUGCCGUCUACAGUAGGAGUUGUAUUCUGAUGAGGGCGACUGAUGCAUUUUGCUGACACGAAAUGGGUCCCCGACGCAAACAAAGUUUGGGAACCCCCUUGUGUACCACACACUGAGCUAUGAACGGUAGUACGUUGGUAAAUUCCAGACUACAAGUCCCAGCGUGCAUAGCGGCGGCUGCCGUUCUUCGUUACACUGGUAUUUCCUGUCGCUCUUUUUCGUAAGAGUUGGCUGCCUGCUACAUUGUCGGCUGUUUAUUCAAUCAAACGUGUACCUCGUGCCAUUGUAAGGUACGUUACAUGACGCUGAAUUGUAUUACUACUUACAAUGUCUAAUUCAUGCCUUUUUGUGAUUCUAUGCUUCUUGUCGUAUUUACUCCACGUAACCUUGUUACUGAUGACAGGAGUUCAAAUGAUGAGCCAGAACUUGUAAACAUACACAAAUCAGCCUUGACAAAAAGUCGAAUACCGUAAAAGACUAAAUGAACAAUGACUGUGUCAGAUAAAGGUAGAUACAUAUAAUUAUUGCUUGGUGACCAUAAUUAUAUUAUUUUUAAUAAAAGAUGUGACAAGCUUGCGAGGAGGCA